AGAUUUUGCCGCCCAAUGAUUUGUGAAGCAGGCGGUGAAAAGCAUUGUGGGUAAUUUUGAAAGAUGGCGGACGACGUGGAGCAGCCCCCGGCCACAAACACAGUUGAAGAGCCUCUGGAUCUGAUCCGUCUGAGUUUAGAUGAGAGGAUUUAUGUGAAGAUGAGAAAUGACAGAGAGCUGCGCGGCAGACUGCACGCCUAUGACCAGCACUUAAACAUGAUCCUGGGUGAUGUGGAGGAGACGGUCACCACUGUGGAAAUCGAUGAAGAGACGUAUGAGGAAAUUUACAAGUCAACGAAGAGAAAUAUCCCCAUGUUGUUUGUUCGAGGGGAUGGAGUCGUGUUAGUCGCCCCUCCGCUGAGAGUCGGAUAACUUCAUUUGUACGUUCAUUAUUUUGGAUUUUUUAUUUUCUUGAAGUGGAUGGACUUUUAAGUGAAUGACAUUUUCACUUGAGCCACAGAUUUCUGUUCGAAUUUGACCUUUUAUGUUUUGGAAACUCUGAAGGUGUUUGCACGCUUUAUUUUGGAUUGUAUUAAAAUACUAAAACGUUUCAUGUUUUUCAAGUGUAAUAAAAAAGUCGUUAUCUGUCAGGCAAAAGUUUUCCAUAAAG
Messenger RNA from Paramisgurnus dabryanus, 610 nucleotides. It is a transcript of the gene lsm3, whose product is annotated as LSM3 homolog, U6 small nuclear RNA and mRNA degradation associated. Gene Ontology annotation, biological process: mRNA splicing, via spliceosome. The record is from RefSeq and is a predicted model, not a curated record. Lineage: Eukaryota; Metazoa; Chordata; Actinopteri; Cypriniformes; Cobitidae. Gene Ontology annotation, molecular function: RNA binding.